This is a messenger RNA of Dicentrarchus labrax (European seabass), 5351 nucleotides long. It is a transcript of the gene zbtb1, whose product is annotated as zinc finger and BTB domain containing 1. Gene Ontology annotation, biological process: regulation of immune system process; regulation of cytokine production; negative regulation of transcription by RNA polymerase II. Bases 145 to 2202 code for a protein of 685 amino acids. NCBI's taxonomy places the organism in Eukaryota, Metazoa, Chordata, Actinopteri, Moronidae. The transcript is spliced from 2 exons. Gene Ontology annotation, molecular function: protein binding. The record is from RefSeq and is a predicted model, not a curated record.
GUCUUCUCCUUCGUCUCAACUGUCCGUCCGAACCCGUCCGACCUCCGGAUAGAACCGCUCCAGAACCGCUCCAGAACCCGGGAACACCGCACACCCGCCGCCGACAGCAGCAGCUCCUCCGCCGGCCUCCGGUAUCCACGGGAGAUGGCGAGGCCGAGCCACAGUGAUCAUGUCCUCCAGCAGCUCAACAACCAGCGGGAGUGGGGCUUCCUGUGCGACUGCCUCAUCGCCAUCGGGGACAUCUACUUCAGGGCGCACAAGGCGGUCCUGGCGGCCUGCAGCUCCUACUUCAGGAUGAUGUUUAUCCGGGACCAGCAGGGGGCGGGUCGUCUGGACCUCAGCAACAUGCAGAUCAGCGCGGAGUGCUUCGACCUCAUCCUGCAGCUCAUGUACCUCGGACGCAUCGUCGUGGGCAGCUACGAGUUUGAAGAGCUCAAGGCCUCCAUGGCGUACCUGCAGAUGUACUACAUCCCCGACUCGCUGGAGGAUCUCAGGGACAUCAGGAGCUCCAAUCUCACCCCGUCCUCCUCAGCGUCCUCCUCCUCGUCCAGUUCCUCCACUGGCCCCGCUGCUGGGAAAAUGAUGUUUGGAGUCCGCAUGUACGAGCAGCAAAGGCCCGCUGCACCGGAAGCAGAGCGCUUACCGAAACCUGUCAGCAGCUCCGCCGGGCGUCCAGCUGUUCCUGCAACCGUCAGCAGACCGGUGGUGGUGGAGGAAGUGGUGAACACUCCUCUGAUAGUGGCACCGCCGGUGGUAGACGGAGGAGUCGAGCAGCCAUGUGAUUUAAGAAAGAGGUCCAGUGGCAGAAGUUCAGCUCUCAAAGACCGUCCUCGGUUUGGCCGCACCUACACCUGCGACGACUGCGGUUUCGUCUUUAGCUGCGAGAAGCUUUUAAUAGAACACAUCCUGACAUGCACCAACCGGAAGGCCUUUCAUCAGCCGAGAGGUAACGCUGAAGGGGACAACGACUCCAGUAAAGCUGAGAGCUCUGCCUCUGAGAGCAUAGAGGAACACAGGGUCAUCUGUAAAGGUGAGGACGACUGGCCCGAGGCCAAGGCCGACUCUGACCUCACCAUCAGGUCGGUGGCGGCCGGGACAGACGGCGAGCCUGGGUCGACUAGGAGCAUCUCAAUCAAGACAGAACCAGAAGAAGUCAUAUUCCCUGAGAUAGAGGUGGUCCGGGUUGGCGAGCACGCCAACAGAGACUGUAGCACAAGGUUCAGUGACACCACGCAUAAAGAUUUACGGAGGGAGAAAACUGGUUCAGACCGUGAACCAGAACCCGGUGUCUCAGGAAUGGAUAACAGCAGUGAGCCUUUCGAAGGCCACAUGUCCAGCAGUGAAGAUUCAGGAAUCCCUGUGAAGCUCCGUAAGGUCAAAGACGAGAAGCAGGACGCCGAUUGUGCCCCCUGUGAACUGUGUGGUGCUCUGUUAACCGAGGAGGACAAGUCAGCCCACUACCUGUCCAACCACAUGGGCCAUAUAUGUGCCUGUGGGAGGUGUGGCCAGGUGCUGAUCAAAGGCCGCCAGCUCCAGGAGCACGCAGAGCGCUGCGGCGAAUCCCAAGGUGGUGAGUCAGACUCCCAUGGGGAGGACGAGGCGUCCCUGCUGGAGGAGCCACAGGGGAUGGAGGAGGGCCUGCUGGAGGCGGCCGACCUGGCCUGCUCUCACUGCGGUCUGCUGUUCCAGAACGAGAGCCUGGCCCUGGAGCACGCCUUGUCCUGCCACGACCAGGAGCUGUUCCGCCCGGUGCUGCUGGAGGAGGGCACUGAACCCGAUCACCGCCGCAAACACUUCUGCAGCAUUUGCGGCAAAGGCUUCUAUCAGCGCUGCCACCUGAGGGAGCACUACACCGUCCACACCAAGGAGAAGCAGUUCACCUGCCAGACCUGCGGGAAGCAGUUCCUACGGGAGCGCCAGCUCAGGCUGCACACCGACAUGCACAAAGGCAUGGCGCGCUACGUGUGCCCGGUAUGUGACCAGGGAACCUUCCUCAAACACGACCACGUCCGACACAUGAUCUCCCACCUGUCAGCCGGGGAAACCAUCUGCCAGGUGUGUUUCCAGAUCUUCCCUGGUGGAGAACAGCUGGAGAAACACAUGGACGUACACCUGUACAUCUGCGGCGUCUGUGGAGAGAAGUUCCGCCUCCGUAAAGACAUGAGGAGCCACUAUAACUCCAAACACACCAAGAGAUUAUAGGAACCAAACCGUCCUCUGCAUUUAUACUAGUUUGUUACUAAAAAAAAGCCAUAAAUGUGAGAACAAAUGUAUGCACUUGAACACCAAAAAGAAAACUUUUUAAUCUGCACUUUUAAAGUAUAUGCAUAACCUAAAUGGGCGUUCACACUGCGAGCAGCGGGGCCAAUUACUGGUCGCCCUGUUACGACCCCGAUGGCAACAGUCGGCAGUCUCUGUGCGACUUUGGUUAGACAAGACAUUUUCACGGUUUACAAUCAGGAUUCUGUCGAUGAAAAUUAUCACAAAGUUUAGAAAUCUUGGCUAACUGUCCUCAGUGAUGGAUGGAUCACCAGCUAAAUAGCUAACUAAAUGUAUAUUACAAUUUAAAAUAUUUAUAAAGAAGCUGGGAUUUGAUAUACAGCAUUAUAUAUAUGUGAUAUUUGCAUUUCAGGUAAAUCAAACAGUAACAAAUGUCCAAGCUCACAGAGUCUAAAAUGAUACUUUAAGCUGUCCAAAAACCCAAAGAAACUAAACUAACACUGAAAAACAGGAAAAUGAGCAGUUGGAACCAGUUAGCAAAUUGUUAACAAUUAAUGUUCCGUCAAGUAACUAAUCACUUAAUCAAUGAAUCGUUUUAGCACUAGAAUGUACCAAAGUCAGGAUGGACGAAUCAUCAGAUGAACUCUGGAUUUAAGAGACUUUGUGAUUUUUGUUGAUGAGAAAAGCCCCGCCUUGCCUCGCCAUUGGUUUGGUUCGUGAUUGUGUUGCUCACAGUGUGAACGCAUGGUACGACCGGCAGUCGACUCCAGGAGAAAUCAGACCUGGUGCGUCCUCACAGUCGUACACUCGCCGCUGGGAGGAGCUUCACAAAUAGAUCACAGCUACUAUAACGAGAGUGGGGGAUGGAGGAACCGUUAGAGGACGCCCGGUUCAGGUUCUGUUUGGAGAGAAUUGUCUGGCGUCGUGUGGCUGCGAUGCCUCAAGCUUUGGGUCAACAUUUUCUAGCUUUGAUGUCAGUUUAUUUUGUUGAAUACUAAAGUCUCUGAAAACGAAACACGCUGAGUUUUUCAUGUUCUAGUUUGUGAGCAAAGUCGGUGGAAAAAGACUGAAUUCUGCUUUCUGAUUCUUUGUUUAGUGAGUUUGAUAGCACACUGAUUCAUACUCUGCCUCCCCUUUCACUCAGUUCUAGUUCAGCUUUACGUUCACUGUGUCACACUGACCACGUUUACAUGCACACUAAUUUUCCACUACUAUCCUGAAGAUGUUCCAGAUGGAGCAUUUUCCUUUUCAGACGUGAAACCGGCCAGUGUCAUUCAGGUUUUAAUCUGCUGCACGCUGUCAUUAGGAUUAACAACAGUAUGUGAGGACAAACCAAAAGUCCACAUUUCUACUUUUAAACAUUAUGAAAGACUCAGAUAUCAACAGGUUUCUGGUUAUGAGGAAAUAUCACAAAGUUUUCCAGAACUGGUUGAAAGACUGAAAGAGGGAGGCUGUGCUCAACACUUAUAAAAACCCUCCUUUGAUGCAGACAAAAUGUCUCCAGCUCCACUUUUACCACGAGGGCAACAUGACUGCCGUCAGGAGGACGGGCAGUAAUCAGAGUAAACCUUAGUUAACAGCUCAUUAUAUAUUGUAUUUGUAAAAACUGUAUUGCUUUGUGCAUGUAAACGCAGUCAGAAACUCGCUGUCCAACAUGCUCUGUGAUUGGUGCCUUUACUGUAACGGUGGUGCACACUAGCGACAGAUGUCUCCGUCCUUUUCCUUCCUGUGUUCUGCACAGUGAUGCAUUCUGGGGGAUGGACAGGCACAAGUAAGGACCCCGUUUCAAAGUGAAUAUUUAAGGAUUGUGUAAGAGUUGAACAACAGAACACUAGAAGUGGUCGGCUCAUUGAAACCAGUGUUGGGUCCGGUUGAAUGGGGUUCAGUUGGGACGAGAGGUCUGGUCACAAAAUAAUUCUGGAGCAGUUUGUUUGAGCCGACCUAAAGCACAAGGCGAACUCUGCAGGUUGGAGCUCCCGCCCCCCAGACACUUCUAACCAAUGAGAGAACAUCUGGCUUUCGGUGAAUGCAGCCACUGGUCUUCAGUCUUCUGAAAGGAGUUCACACUUUCCCUGUUGCCUUAUGAGUCGUGUAAAGUAGCUUUCGUUGCAGUUGUACUCUGCCCGUUCUCCUAACACACCACAUAUGUUUGUAACCAACCCAAACGUCCCAGACCGGGCCGACACUUCUGAACUAAACUGAAGUUCAGAACCAAACUGAACCUUUCAAAACCACUUCAGAAUUUACCUAAACCAUUUCAAUGUCAACCUAAAUCAGUUCUGAAUAAAACAGCUAUAGAGUGAACAGUAACAUCGCAAAACCACCUUAAACAAGAUCCAAACCAACCAAAACCAGUUCAGAACCAACUACACCACAUUAUAGUUGGAGGUUAAUUGCAAACAAGUUCUGAAUCAAUUUGAGCUAGUUUAGAGCCUAAACCAGUUCAGAACCAGCCCAGACCAGUUCUCACCCUUUAGUUUCUGCAGUUACAGAGUUAGAGCGCCUUCCCCUCGUCCGCCGGUGUUCAGACAAUCAACGUUUUGAUGAGAAGUUGCUGUCUCGUUAUCGACUGUUUUUAUUGGUCGGAUUUACAAUCAAAGUCCAUUCGAUUCAUGAGAGAAACUGCAGACAGUCGAACACACGUCUCCACUGUUUAAUGCUGCCUUAAACCAGUUCAGAAUCAAACUAAACCAGUUUAAAGAAAGGUCACUGUAAAGCUUCAGUGUGUAACAUUAAUAUAAUAUUCAUCGGUAUGUUUUCAUCAUAAUCAGCUGAAAAUAAGAAGCGUGUUUUUGUUACCUCAGAAUGAGCAAUGGGGUUGCAAAAUGCAACUACACCACUAGAUGGCACCAAAUCCUACACACUGGACCUUCAGAACCAGCUGAAAUUUAUACAGUUCAGAACCAACUGGAACCAGUUUAAAGCCUGUCCUGAAUGAUCUAAAUGAUGCUGUCAGUCUAUCGCCUGGCGGGCUGAAACGUCAACGGUGUUCAGUUGUUUGGGGUCGCAGUUCAGCUUUCCUUCCUGUGUUCGGGUGGUUUUGUUGCUCUGAAGCUUUUGUCACUGAUGUUGAAUAAACUCAAGCCUUUCUUAAGCUCUUAAUAAACCAAGUGAAUCUGUUUGUCAGCAAA